Molecule: messenger RNA, 2682 nt
Organism: Morchella sextelata
Lineage: Eukaryota; Fungi; Ascomycota; Pezizomycetes; Pezizales; Morchellaceae
Exons: 2
Coding region: 1-2682 (893 amino acids)
Cellular component (GO): Sin3-type complex
Source: RefSeq, a predicted model, not a curated record
AUGCCUACAGCCCCUGUGUCCGCUUCAAACAUAGCUGCCCAGACUCUCCAGCGAAACGCUUAUAACCACAAACAACCCACCAGUUCUACGCCGUCGCCCCAGAAUGGGUAUUCAGUCUCGAGAAGCCUGGUUGGCUUGCCGAGGGAGGGAGAGGGGAGCUGGAGUGGAAGUACGGUGGAGGAAAGAGCCUCGAUAGAACUUACACCAGCUGCGGAUAGACAGUUGUUUGUGUUUUGUGAUCCGGUAGCUUUUCGCUAUCUCGAAGAUGAACCUUGUGUUACGGUGGUGUACCGACAGAGAACACUCCCGGGGUACUCGCUCUAUCUCGUUGAGCAAUGGGCGUGCUCCCGUAUCCAUCCCACGUUCGUUAUCGCCACCUAUACCGGCGACCCCUCACACAUCGUCUGUGUCGGGGUUCUAGAUAUCCCUCUCGAUGAAUCCCAGUGGUCCCCACGCCUCCGUGUCUACUUCAAGGCUGUCGAGAAGUUCCAUGCACGGCCCAAGCAAACCCCCAUUGGGACUGUGAUGGUGACAAAUCUGUCUUCGUUUCCAAGCGCGCUGACGGUCGUUGCUGUGCCUGAUGGUAAUAUGCGGAAGCAUCGUCAGGACUUUAUCGUGAAUGAAGAUCUCAAGCGGAUGGGUUGUUCUGGACGGUCGGCAAUGAGCUUGACUAAGCCCGGGGAUGCCAGUCAAACCAAGUUUCACCAACUGUUUCGCACGAGCGAUAGAAUCCCUUUUUACACUGCUGUCAUUGAGCUUGUAAGGCUGUGCCAGAUUGCGUUAACGCUUUUUGAGCAGUUGAAACCCGAGUACGCUGAUGGGCUGCUUUGCGAUAUCACCGAGAGGGGCAUCUAUGACUGGUGGACACAGUUCGGGACUGAUUUCUACAAUAUUGAGCCUAAUGACGGAAUAAUGGGGCCGACAACUGUUGCUGCAUUGCUGGGGAUGGUACUGGGUGCUAGGAAUAGAUUAUCAUCGUGCGGUGCGCCCGUACCGAAGGAUGCAUUUGAUAUCCCACAGUUCAAGAAAGCAAUAUAUCACUUUCAAAGACAGCAGCGCAUACCAAGAACUCGGAGACUUGACAGACAAACAAUGGACCGACUCCAAAGAUUUACAAUGAAAAAUGGAACAGGAGCUUCCGGGGAUAUUUUUGCUGUCCCAAGAGCCAUCAAAAGUACGGUUGUUGAUCUUGGUGGUAGAGCCGUGGGAAGCUCAUCGAAUAAGGUUGAAGGAAGUGCUGUGGAAACAACAGACAUCGAGAAGUUUGUGCUGCAUUUAACGGGUGAGACCUGCAAAUUUCUGUGGCAAGGGAAGCCAAGAAAAAGUGUGCCUGGAGUUGGAAGCAUGCAAUCUCCACCAGAGGGUAGCAAAAGUAGACGGAACAGCCUAGGUGAUGGGAGUAUCAGCGAAGAGGAGCAGGUUGGCAAGGAUAUCUCCGAAAAUCCUGUCUCCCCGAUUGCAAAUCAACAUUCCUCAAACGGGUCAGUUGGAAGCGGCAGUGCGGGUGCCUCGAGUAAUCCAAGUGACACAAAGGAUGCCACGGGGGUAUCUGACCUUAGAAAGGCUGUGUUCAAGACAAUGACAGGGCGUAUGAAGGAUGUUGCUUCGGGAAUAUCAGCAGGUGCAGAUUAUGUCAGGGGCCGUGGCCAGCACCAGCGGUCUGCACCGACGAAGGAAAGCCAUUCGAUAGAAGGGGCUGAGUUCCAAAAUUCGAUUGAACAGAGUGGAACAAUCACACAACGUCUCAAUGGGGGAAGCUUGAAAAUUGCAACAGGGGCACAGCUAAAUAGGUUCGAAAAGGAGGGACAGACAGCCGAAAGCCCGACUACUUCGAUCCUCAAGAUGUCAUUCCAAACUGAAAGCCCCACCGAGGGCGUGAUGACUGGGUUCCAUAGUGUUACUGGAAGUAUCCAUGAAAAAGACCCUCACGUCGCGGAAGGGCACGAUGAGGACGUGCAAGAAUAUGUGGACGCUCGUCCCGGGAGCGACGAGACAUUUCCCACUGAAUACCCGCUAGAAACCCUGUACCGAAAUGUCGAGAUCGGCUUACAGCGCAGAAAGAGCUUCACCAAGGUAAUCGGAUCCUGGGAAACCCCACGCCACGAAGAAUAUUGGCCCCGGCGUCUUUCCUUCAGUAUUGCAGAGGAGGCUAUCCUUGACUGGGUUUCCUUGUCGGACAUAACGAAAUCCGAAGGCGCACAAUUGCCAUCACUCAAGCUCAUGAGGUGUCUUGCCGAAGACAUCCCCACCCUCUCAAAAUGGGUUGAGCGCAAAAUCACGACCGUUGAAAACCUGCAUCAAUAUCUCUCCACGACCCUCGACGACAUCACCGCGAUCCGGAACUCACAGAGCGCGAUCGUGGCAGACAUGGAGGACGCCAAGCGCGAUGUGCUAGAGCGGCAGAAAGAAGGGUUGAGAGAAGCAGUGAGAGAGGUUGAGGUCAUAGGCGCAAGGAUGCAGUACGAGCUUGGGAACGUGAGGGGGAAAAUGACGGAUGUCGAAGACGCGCUGAGGAUGUUUGCGAGGAGUGUUGAGGAGGUGGAGGCGAGGGCUAGUAUGAUUGGGCUGCGGGAGGAGAGGAAAGUGGGGUGGAUAGAGUGGGGAUUGGGGUUGGCGCUUGGAUGGAGACCGGGGGGCCGCGAUGCGCCUGGGGAUGAGAUGGAGAUGGAGAUGGACGAUUAA